Messenger RNA from Staurois parvus, 315 nucleotides. The record is from the annotation of a GenBank genome assembly. NCBI's taxonomy places the organism in Eukaryota, Metazoa, Chordata, Amphibia, Anura, Ranidae.
CUCACAAGUGCCAAGCAGUGCCACCCACCUGUGCCCAUCAUGCCACCCACCAGUGUCCAGCAGUGCCCUCCAUCAGUGCUGCCCAGCAGUGCCACCCAUCAGUGCCCAGCAGCGCCACCAGUCAGUGCCAUCAGUCUGUGCCACCCAGCAGUGCCCAUCAUUGCUGCCCAUCAGCGUCGCCUAUUAUGCCAGCUCAUCAGUGCCGCCUAUCACUGCUGCCUAUCAGUGCCGCCUAUCCAUGCCACCUCAUCAGUGCCGCCUAUCCUUGCCACCUCAUCAGUGCUGCCUAUCAGUGCCCAUCAGUCCUGCCUAUCA